AUGCUGUUCUUCACCUUCCUAACCCAUGUCCUUGUGGAUGAACAGCACCAUCUGAAAGCCUCCACUGUCUUUGUCACCAUGGCCUACUUUGUGUACAUCCGUCGGUCUGCAAACCUUCUAGCUGCUGUUGCUGACAUCAUCAUCAGUGGUGUCAACUCCGGCCAGAGAGUUGCAAAGUUCCUCUUGCUAGGCGAGAUUGAGAAGAAGGCAGUAUCACCAAAAAGUACCAUUUCAGAUGGUAAUGCAGUAUCUAUUUCAAAUGGAACAUUUGCAUGGUCAGCAAGUGGUGAGCCAGUCUUGAAGAACAUCCAGGUGAACAUUCCAGCUGGGAGUCUUGUGGCUGUUGUCGGGAUGGUUGGUGAUGGGAAAUCAUCUUUGUUAUCAGCCAUUUUGGGGGAGAUGGUUGUUCAUGGUGGCAGCAUCCACAAAGAGGGAACAAUCGCCUACAUUCCCCAAGAAGCAUGGAUUCAGAAUGAUUCUCUACGGAAUAACAUCCUUUUUGGCUCAGACUACCGAGAGGAGAACUACGAGCAAGUGUUGGAGGCAUGUGCUCUAACUUCAGAUCUGGGCAUUCUUCCUUCUGGGGACCAGACAGAGAUUGGAGAAAAAGGAAUAAACUUAAGCGGUGGUCAGAAGCAGAGAGUAAGCCUGGCCCGAGCGGUGUAUCAGAGAAGUGAUGUCUAUCUGUUGGAUGACCCCCUCAGUGCUGUCGAUAGCCAUGUGGGUCAGCACAUCUUCAAGCAUGUCAUAGGAAGACAGGGAUUGCUCAAAGAUAAAACCAGAAUCUUAGUCACCCAUGGCAUUCACUGGCUACCAGAAGUGGACAUUGUUCUGGUAAUGACCAAUGGUCACUUAACUGAACAAGGCUCCUUGGCUGACCUGAUGACCCACAAUGGCCCAUUUGCCCAGUUCUUGUCACAGUUUCUGACCCUGCAGCAACAGCACCAGCACAAGGGAGAAGGGGAUCCUGGUGCCACUCUCACACCAAGUCCUGGGCAUGAAGGGGGCAGUGACUCCAGUCUGACUCUAGACAUUGACCCAGUCAGCGAAAAGACAGGGAAAGAAUUGUUUAAGAGCCUGUUGUCUGUAGAAUCACAGAGAUCAGAUCCUGCUGAUAUGAGAGGCUUGGAGACCUUAGGAAGUCACCGUAACAUUGACCUUAAUGAAGAUCUGUCAGAAGCUGACUUGUCUAAACAGCUGAGUGUGACAGAUGGAGAAAAGGAUACCGGAAAUGAAACUGCAAAUUUAAUUGAAGAGGAAGAAUUAGCAACAGGAAGAGUGAAAUUGUCUGUUUAUAGAACGUAUAUCAGAUCUGUAGGCUACCUGUCGAUGGCUGCCUUAGCCCUGUUGUAUUUCAGCUACUACUGCUUUGAUAUGAGCGCAGGCUUCUGGAUGACCUUCUGGGUGGACAGUCCACUUCUCAACAACAUGAGUGUCUCCGCUGACAGCCCACUGCGAGAACAGGAAAAUAAUUAUUACCUGGGGAUAUAUUCUCUCUGGGGAAUGCUUGGAACACUGGUGAUUGUGAUUUUCACUAACCUGAAAGCUUGGAGACACCAGUAUUCAUGCCGGAUCAUCCACGAGGACCUGAUCACAUGUGUCCUGGCAUGUCCUGUCCAGUUCUUUGACACAACCCCAGUAGGACGGCUUCUGUCUAGAUUCUCCAAGGACAUAUCUGUUGUGGAUACCACACUGCUGCUGUGGAUGGAGGUGUGGAUGCAUUCUGUCUUUGGCAUCGUCUGUGCCAUCAGUGUGGUCAUCAUCAACAUCCCAGUGUUCCUGGCAGCUGCCGUUCCCGUAGUGCUGCUCUUUUAUAUCAUCCAGAAAUGGUACCUGCCGACAUCAUGCCAACUUCGAAGACUGGAAAGGAAGUGCCUGGCGCCCGUGUUUAGCCAUGCAAGUGAAUCGUUUGCUGGUACCUCCGUCAUUCGAGCUUUAGGAGAAGAGGGCAGGUUUAUCAGAACAGCAGAGGAGAAGAUUGACUUCUGUCAGAAGAUGAAGUAUGCUAGUUCUGCUUGUGAGAGAUGGUUGUCCAUUCGACUUGGCCUGCUGAGUAAUUUAUUAGUUCUCGUUACUGGACUGCUGGCGGUGACCUUCCGAAGUGACCUCACCCCUGGUUUGACUGGUCUGUCGUUAAGUCUGGUCUUGAUU
Molecule: messenger RNA, 2151 nt
Organism: Candidula unifasciata
Lineage: Eukaryota; Metazoa; Mollusca; Gastropoda; Stylommatophora; Geomitridae
Source: the annotation of a GenBank genome assembly